Sesamum indicum (sesame) is the source of this 754-nucleotide messenger RNA. Its product is annotated as DnaJ/Hsp40 cysteine-rich domain superfamily protein. The record is from RefSeq and is a predicted model, not a curated record. Lineage: Eukaryota; Viridiplantae; Streptophyta; Magnoliopsida; Lamiales; Pedaliaceae. Gene Ontology annotation, cellular component: protein folding chaperone complex; chloroplast stroma. Gene Ontology annotation, molecular function: protein folding chaperone.
GGGCCUUAUCUAGAUAUAUUCUCAAACAGCUCCCGUCCCUCUGCUGAAAACUCUAAAAACAAGAGAGGAAAAGGAAAUCAAUUUCAACAUCUCUUCACAGAAAUGGCGAACUCUCUUUGUUUUUCACCUCUGAUUUCCUUCAACACCGCUGAAAAACCUGGACCUGUAAGUCUCCAUGCUGGUAGGAAAGUCAAUUGGCUAUCUGAUGCCACAUACAGCUCUAGAACUGCUGAUUUCAGAGUUUUAAAGGCCGCAGACAAAAAAUCUAGCACCAAAACGACUAGCAUUCUCUGUACUGAUUGUGAGGGAAAUGGUGCAAAAAAAUGUCCCCAGUGUGAAGGUACUGGAGUUAAUUCAGUGGAUCACUUUAACGGGCAGUUCAAAGCUGGCACCUUGUGUUGGCUUUGCAGGGGUAAAAAGGAGAUCCUUUGUGGAAAUUGUAAUGGUGCUGGCUUCAUGGGUGGUUUCAUGAGCACAUUCGAAGAUUAGCAUUAAGAAUGUUGAAUCUGUCAACAUCUUCAGUACUAUUCAUCUUUGAUUUUGUUGUAUCAAUUUUGUCAAGAAGGCUGACACAAAGCAACAGGUAAGGGUAUGGAUCUAGUGCUUUAGCAAAUUGGAAAGUUCAGAAGAAUUCUAGAAUUGUAUUUAUAUUUUUGGUAUAUCCUUCAUUGUAAGCUUGAUACUUGUGGCCACAUGCAUUAGCUUGUGAGAGUUUGUUUUUAGUUUAAAGCUGGAUACUCCUAUUCUUUAUGUG